GAACUGGUGUCACAUGACCACCUCUUAGGCACCAUGGCGUCGGCCGUGGUUCGCCGGGGCUGAGUGACAGGCAGUGCGUCGUCGUAGGACCCGGGACUAGGUCCUUUCCGACCCUGUGUCCCCAGCACCACCUGCAUUGCACACGUUCCCUCCGCAUCUGCCAAGACUGGAGGGAAUGAUAGGGCCCAGGGCCCUUCCCAGCCGUGCUAGCGGCUUCGGGGCCAGCUCCUAGUCGCUGGUGGGGCGCACUCUGCUCGCCUGGUCCAGCCUCUUGCCCUCGCAGGUCCCUCGGGACCAUGGCGGGGUCCGACACUGCGCCCUUCCUCAGCCAAGCGGACGACCCCGAUGACGGGCCAGUGCCUGGCCCUCCGGGGUUGCCAGGGCCCGUGGGGAACCCCAAAUCCGGGGAGCCCGAGAUACGGGACCGGGAGGGGCUGCAGCGCAUCACCGGUUUAUCUCAGAGCCGUUCGACCCUCAUCGUGGCGGUGCUGUGCUACAUCAACCUCCUGAACUACAUGGACCGCUUCACGGUGGCAGGCGUCUUGCCAGACAUCGAGCAGUUCUUCAGCAUCGGAGAUAGUAGUUCUGGCCUCAUCCAGACUGUGUUCAUCUCCAGUUACAUGGUGUUGGCACCUGUGUUUGGCUACCUGGGUGACAGGUACAAUCGGAAGUAUCUCAUGUGCGGGGGCAUUGCCUUCUGGUCCCUGGUGACACUGGGGUCAUCCUUCAUCCCCAGAGAGCGUUUCUGGCUGCUCCUUCUGACUCGGGGCCUGGUGGGGGUCGGGGAGGCCAGUUAUUCCACCAUUGCGCCCACCCUGAUCGCCGACCUCUUCGUGGCAGACCAGCGGAGUCAGAUGCUCAGUGUCUUCUACUUUGCCAUUCCUGUGGGCAGUGGUCUAGGUUACAUUGCAGGCUCCAAAGUGAAGGAUGUGGCUGGAGACUGGCACUGGGCCUUGAGGGUGACACCAGGUCUAGGGGUAGUGGCAGUUCUGCUGCUGUUCGUAGUUGUACGAGAACCCCCCAGAGGAGCUGUGGAGCGCCACUCAGGUUCACCGCCCCUAAGCCCCACUUCAUGGUGGGCAGAUCUGAGGGCACUGGCACGAAAUCCUAGUUUCAUCCUGUCUUCCCUUGGCUUCACUGCUGUGGCCUUUGUCACCGGCUCUCUGGCUCUCUGGGCCCCGGCUUUCCUGCUGCGUUCCCGUGUGGUCCUGGGAGAGACCCCGCCCUGUCUUCCUGGAGACUCUUGCUCUUCUUCUGACAGUCUCAUCUUUGGGCUCAUCACCUGCCUGACUGGGGUCCUGGGUGUGGGCCUGGGCGUGGAGAUCAGCCGCCGUCUUCGCCGCUUCAAUCCUCGGGCUGACCCACUGGUCUGUGCUGCUGGCCUCCUGGGCUCUGCGCCUUUCCUCUUCCUCUCCCUGGCUUGUGCCCGGGGUAGCAUCGUGGCCACCUAUAUUUUCAUCUUUAUUGGAGAGACCCUGCUGUCCAUGAACUGGGCCAUUGUGGCUGACAUUCUGCUGUAUGUGGUGAUCCCCACCCGACGCUCCACUGCUGAGGCCUUCCAGAUCGUGCUGUCCCACUUGCUAGGUGACGCGGGGAGCCCCUACCUCAUUGGUCUGAUCUCUGAUCGCCUCCGCCGGAGCUGGCCCCCUUCCUUCUUGUCUGAGUUCCGGGCCCUGCAGUUCUCACUCAUGCUCUGUGCUUUCGUUGGGGCGCUGGGAGGUGCUGCCUUCCUGGGCACCGCCAUGUUCAUUGAGGGUGACCGCCGAAGAGCCCAGCUCCAUGUGCAGGGUCUUUUGAAUGAGGUGGGGCCUACAGAUGACCGGAUCGUGGUACCCCAGCGAGGCCGCUCCACCCGUGUCCCUGUGUCCAGUGUGCUUAUCUGAGGAGCUGUUUCUUACCUAUCCACACAUGCGCCACAGCUGGCCCUGGGCCCACCCCAUGAGGUGCCCAGGAGAAACCCUAUCUGGCCCAGGUUCCAGGAGGAAGCCCUCAGCUUUGUCCGAGCUUCCAGACACUACAUGGGCAGCCCAGGGAAGAGAUAAAGGUCCAGGAAAGGGGGGCCCUCGGGGUUUGGUGCUAUUUGUAAUGGAAUAAAAUUUUUAAGCAGA
Messenger RNA from Nannospalax galili (Upper Galilee mountains blind mole rat), 2108 nucleotides. RefSeq names its product sphingolipid transporter 1 (putative) (gene Spns1). Lineage: Eukaryota; Metazoa; Chordata; Mammalia; Rodentia; Spalacidae. The coding region runs from base 297 to 1883 and encodes 528 amino acids. Gene Ontology annotation, biological process: transmembrane transport. The record is from RefSeq and is a predicted model, not a curated record. Gene Ontology annotation, molecular function: transmembrane transporter activity. Gene Ontology annotation, cellular component: membrane. The transcript is spliced from 12 exons.